ACGUGAAAAUAGUCCUUGGACAAGAAGGGAGUGUUUUAUUCUUCAUUUAACUGCUUCUUAGAAAAUUAGGGGUUUAUCUCCAAUCUGUGAUUACUUCAUUGACAUCAUCAAAGAAAAUCAUACGCACACUGGCUGUCUAGUAUGUCUGUGUGGUCCUGAGUUCUAUAAGCAUCUGCGUUGCGCCCAGAGACCAAGGUUCAUAUUACUGCUUCAAAAAUCCUUAAUUCAAAGGGGAAAAGCUCCUAAUAGAGGAACUAAGAAGACCUACACCAGAAUAAAGUACUUAUUCAAGAGCUAGAAGACUGAAAUUAAUGUCCCCAAAUUGGAAAGACAAGAUCUAACCUUCACCUGCUGCAUAUCAAGAAAUUGUUUCCACUGUCAGUUUUCAAACCACCCUGGAGUGAUGUCUCUCUGGAACAAAAAUGCCAUUCUAGUGCUAAGAAACCUGAACCGAAAUUGCUGAAUCCCUGAAAAAUAUCUGCAUUGGAUUAACUGACCAUUUUCACAUUGAAAACAUUUUACUGGGAAAUCCUCAUCUAACUCUCUGCUCAACUUCUUUACCUUCUCUUUCUUGUUUGCCAAGUCCUUUGAUGUCAUUCAGCUGAAGCUAACGGUGGACUCUGUGCCCUCCUAGGAAUUCAAGCUACAACUACAACUGUACUACAGCGUGUCUUGUACACCUGGGAGUGAACUAGGCUCUGAGUUACUAUACUUAUAUACAGCGACAGGCACAUGUGAAUCGCUGUAAAGGCUUCUGGAGCAAACUCUCCCCCAGACUGCACCUUGCAGAGGUGGCUUUCCUCCUUGGCCUUUGCAGUGCAGCCACGAGAUGCCCGUCUGCAGGCACUCCCUGCCCUGCAGGGCACUGCCUUUGGCCGUAGCGGCUGCGACUCGGGACAACCGUCAGGGUUGGAAGCCAAAAACCCUCUGCAAGCCCCGGUGAACCCGCUCCACCUGUCCCUCAUGCCGGGUGUAUCUUCCGCUCGUUGUCAGCGCUCGUUAAGACCGAGGGCAUCUCUCUCACUUGCUCUGCCUUCUCCGUGUCUCUUGUUUCACUGGAACAGAGUCAAACGGAGAUGGGUCCACGCAGGGUCUGGAACAGAUCAGCAGGUCAGCUGGGAAUGCCUGUCAGGCAGCCAGUGUGCUCCCUCGCUUCUCCCUGGCUUUCUUUGAGGUUUGUAGCUCUUCUGCUUUCUUGUUGCUAUUGCCACCCUCCCCACACUCCCCCUGCCACACACCAAGCACCCAGACCUUUCCCAAGCACUUUACUUAAUCCCCAGGAUUCUUUAUAUAGGAAUUAAUCUUCUCGUCACAGUGGGAGAGCUCGGAGGGAGGGGGGUACAUUUAUCUCUCCUGCUGAGGUCUAGAGUUGCAUUGCUGUGAUUAUUGGUGGUAGCAGUGUGCAUGUGUCUGGGGAUCUGUGUUUAGCUUCUUCAUUUCUUAAACAGCACAGGGGCAGCAGCAAGGCAACUUGGUAGCUUUGCUUUCUAGCUGCAUUGUGUCUGCUGCUAAAAAGAGGGAGUGUGAGUGGGGAGCAGCAUGGCAGAGCAAGAAGCCAGUGGCUUGCAAGUCCUUCUCUCCACCCUCCAGAGCUCCUGUGACAAGGACGUCAUCCAGAAUAUUCUCAGUGUCCUCACUGACCUGCUCUCUCUGGGGACCGGCCGGCGAAUUCACUAUGUGAUCAGCAAAGGAGGCAGUGAGGCACUGCUGCAGGCUCUCGCCGUCGCUGCCCGGACCGAGCCACCCGAUCACAGCACCCUCCUGCCCCUGCUUCGCCUGCUAGCCAGGGUCGGCCAACGAGAUAGGAAGUUUGGGCUGAAAGUGCAGAAGGCAGAAGCAACUGAUAUAAUACUGAGCUUGGCAAGAAGAAACCUGGGCCAUCACCUGUACCUCACUCACUGCCUCUGGGUCCUGCAGGUUUGUGCUUCUAAUGUUACCACAGGAACUACGCUUGGCGUCAAUGGAGCCAUGGAGCUGCUUUUCAAAGUCAUCACCCCCUACACCAAGAGACACGUCAGGACAGUCAGGGCAGCCAUUGAGGCUCUGGCAGCUUUGCUGAAAUCAAAGUCUAACAGCCGACGGGCAGUGAACAGAGGCUACCUGGGUGGAUUGCUAAGACUCUAUCAAGACUGGCAUCACAAUGAUGUCUCCAACAACUACAUUUAUAUUCGUAGGGGUCUCCUACUCUGCCUAAAGCACAUCACCAACAUCCAGCUGGGCAGAGAGACUUUCCUUGGUUCCCAGGGUAUGGAUAUUCUCUUUACAAGUGUACAGGACUGUUUAUCUUGCAAAAAUCUGGAUCCUAUUGUAACCACUGUGACUCAGAUUCUGAGAAAAUGCUACCCCAAGGAGCCUCUGCCUGUGGGGAUAGUGAAAAGUUCCUACUCCUUCCCUCUUCCUGGGAAUGCCAAGGCUGAACCUUUGUGUGAGGGAAUUGAAGGUGACUAUGAAAGUGAUGGAGAGGAAGAGGAUGAAAAAGACCUGGAUAAUGAGGAUGUGGAGACUAGGGAGGAAGACUAUGACUUGGAAACAGAUGUGAACAAGUUGAGGUCGAGGCCAGUGCUUGACCGACCAGAGGAAGAGCUUAGACAAUAUGAAGUAAUGUGUCCAGAACUUUCCCAUAAUUUUCAGGAGCUCGAAUCAGAGUCUGAGGAAGAGAAGAGUUUGAAGGACAGGACUGAGAGUCUUCCUUCUACUCCCUCUCAUUUCAUUCCAAGUUCUACUUCUGUGAAAGAUCCAAACUACAGAUGGAGAAACCAAAGUGUCAGAGGGAUGGGACCAGAUCCAGGGAAAAAGGAUUUCAAAGUCCCACUGCAGAGAUGGACAAAGAAGGAGAAAUGCAGAUGGGAUCAGGCUGAUGAAAAGAGAGACAUUGCAGAAGCAGAUCCAGAUGCAGACUCCUGUGAAGAGGAAGAUCCAGCCAGAAGUCACGUGCUUGCUUUGCAUCCUGUCCCAAAAGACACUGUUUGGUACAAAAAAAUGUUUCACUCUGAAUGUGAGGCCUCAAUCAGUCCUAAUCCUGGAGGGAGCCUGGAGAGCUCAGACAUAGUGACAAAUCUUCUGGAGAAACACCAAGGGAAUAUCCCAUUCCACAACCCUUGCUUCUACAUAGCCAGGGCCAAAUGUGUUAAGUCCAUACAAGACUACAAAGACUUGGCAUUCCCUGAUUUCUGGGGUCACCAGCCACCUCCUUACAUCAAGCCCAUGUUGGAGCGCAAGUAUGGGAUUCAAAGGGACAAAGUACUAGAUGAUAUUCGCCGCUUAAUCCAGCCAUGUGAUGUGAUAGGCAGAACUGUUUUUGAUUUAGACGAGCCCAGUCACUCAAGCUCAGGUGCUCCAGGCUGUCUGACAUUCUUCUCCAAGUUUGAAUCGGGAAACCUUCGCAAAGCCAUCCAAGUGCGUGAGUUUGAAUAUGACUUAAUUAUGAAUGCAGAUGUGAACAGCAACCAGCAUCACCAGUGGUUCUACUUUGGAGUUCGUGACAUGAAAUUAGCAGUUUCCUAUCGCUUCAACAUUAUCAACUGUGAGAAGUUCAAUAGCCAAUUUAAUUAUGGCAUGCAGCUGGUCAUGUAUUCAGUGAAGGAAGCUCUCCAGGGCAGGCCUCGCUGGCUUCGGGCAGGCCAGGAUAUCUGCUACUACAAAAACCACUACCGCUGCAGUACAGCUGCAGGAGGAGGCAUAAGAGGAAAAUUCUACUACACACUUGCCUUCAACAUCAAAUUCCCUCAUAAAGAUGAUGUCUGCUACCUGGCCUACCAUUAUCCCUAUACCUACUCUACACUGAUGUCCCAUCUUGAUAUCCUGGAACAAAAUAUGAACCCCAAGAAGGUUUACUGGAGGCAGCAGACACUCUGCCAGACACUAGGAGGAAAUCUAUGCCCAUUGCUCACAAUCACUGCCAUGCCAGAAUCUAAAAAAGGGGACGACUUGGAGCAAUUCUACAAUCGUCCUUAUGUGUUUCUAAUGGCCCGUGUUCACCCUGGUGAAAGUAAUGCCAGUUGGGUAAUGAAGGGGACCCUGGAGUUCCUUGUGAGCAGUGACCCCAUUGCUGAUCUCCUACGGAAAUGUUUCAUUUUCAAGAUUGUCCCCAUGCUUAAUCCUGAUGGAGUCAUCAAUGGCAACCACCGUUGUUCAUUGAGUGGGGAUGAUCUGAACAGACAGUGGUUGACACCCAGUUCCCAGCUCCAUCCAACUAUUUACCACACCAAAGGUCUUCUCUAUUAUCUGCAUAGCAUUGGCCGGGCUCCUCUGGUAUUCUGUGACUACCACGGACACUCUCAGAAAAAGAACGUGUUUCUUUAUGGCUGCAGCAUCAAGGAGACCUUGUGGCAAGCAGGCUGCAUCGUUGACACAGCAGUUAUCACCGAAGAUGUUGGCUACAGGACUCUUCCUAAAAUCCUGGAUAAAGUGGCCCCUGCAUUUGUCAUGAACAGCUGCAGCUUCCUGGUGGAGAAGUCCCGGGAGUCGACAGCUCGGGUGGUGGUAUGGAAGGAAAUGGGUGUGUUGAGGAGCUACACCAUGGAGAGCACGUACUGCGGCUGCAGCCAUGGACUCUAUAAAGGCCUGCAGCUGGGAACUCAAGAACUGGAGGAAAUGGGAAGCAAGUUUUGCCUUGGUUUGCUCAUUUUGCACCUCAAAUCUCUGCCCUGCAGCAAGAAGGUGAUGGCUCAGGCAGCACUCCUGCUAGAUCUGGAGGAGGAGAUAACAGACCGGGCACAAAGGUCAGUGAUAGUAGUAUUCAGAGAGUUCUCCUGCUGGACAGGUUGGUGGAGAUAUGUUUUAGGUUUAAAUCUGCAGAAACAGACCUUCCUUAUGAUUGAGAUUUCCAUCUUGGGAAUUGGAGUGUAUUUUGAGUAA
Molecule: messenger RNA, 4857 nt
Organism: Tyto alba (common barn owl)
Lineage: Eukaryota; Metazoa; Chordata; Aves; Strigiformes; Tytonidae
Gene: AGBL1
Product: AGBL carboxypeptidase 1
Exons: 22
Coding region: 1540-4857 (1105 amino acids)
Biological process (GO): C-terminal protein deglutamylation; proteolysis; protein side chain deglutamylation
Molecular function (GO): zinc ion binding; metallocarboxypeptidase activity
Source: RefSeq, a predicted model, not a curated record